AUGUCGCCGAAUAAUGAAGCUAUUCCUUUGAAUGCCAUCAAGGAAAAAAUACGAAAUAAAUAUGUGAUUGUCAGAAUUUUGCGCUUAUGGGUUCAAAAAGAUAAAUUGGGCAAGGAAGCACUUGAAAUGAUCGUGAUUGAUGAAUGGGGCAACAAAAUCCAAGCAUCCGUCUCAAUAGGGUACAAGAACAAGUUUCAUGAGUUGCUUAAAGAGGGACAAAUAACAGUUAUUAAAAACUUCCAAGUAGUGCAAAACAAUCAUAACUUUCAGCAUGCAAAAAUUAAUCAUGAGUGGAAAAUCAGUUUUAGCCUUAGAACCAUUGUUUCUGAAUCAACUGAACGCCUGAAUAUUACUGAAAAUGGAUUUGAUUUCAUCCAUUUUCGAAAUAUUCAUUCACAUGAUUCGGAAUUGGUAUUGGAUAUUCUUGGGGAGGUAAAAACUGAAAAUAUUACCAUAGAUUGUGUUGAAAUGAAGCAUGGCAAAGCUAAGAAGUGUGACAUAACAUUGGCUGAUGCAGAGUAA
Salvia miltiorrhiza (redroot sage) is the source of this 522-nucleotide messenger RNA. RefSeq lists its product as uncharacterized. The record is from RefSeq and is a predicted model, not a curated record. The transcript is spliced from 3 exons. The coding region runs from base 1 to 522 and encodes 173 amino acids. Lineage: Eukaryota; Viridiplantae; Streptophyta; Magnoliopsida; Lamiales; Lamiaceae.